Molecule: messenger RNA, 1332 nt
Organism: Aspergillus melleus
Lineage: Eukaryota; Fungi; Ascomycota; Eurotiomycetes; Eurotiales; Aspergillaceae
Product: cytochrome P450
Exons: 4
Coding region: 1-1332 (443 amino acids)
Molecular function (GO): heme binding; oxidoreductase activity, acting on paired donors, with incorporation or reduction of molecular oxygen; iron ion binding
Source: RefSeq, a predicted model, not a curated record
AUGCCACUGACCACCACAGGUCCCAUCGUCCGCAUCAAUUAUCGCGAAGUGCACAUUAUCGACCCAGAGUUCUACGACAAUAUCUACUCCGGCGGCGCCCAUAAACGAGACAAGGAUCCGAAAUUCGUCCCGGCCUUUGGUCUGCCCUUGUCCAUGGUUGCAACAGUAGGCCACGAUCAUCACCGGUUCCGGCGCAGCAUCCUCAACAACUUCUUCUCCAAACGGUCUGUGCUAGAACUCUCUCCAAUAAUCGAUUAUCAUGUGCAGAAGCUCAUGCAUCGCCUCGAGGAAUUUCACCGAGACCAGACCGUCAUCCGCCUGGACGAUGCUUUCGCCGCGUUAACCUCGGACAUAAUCACGCAUUACUGCUACGGGCGCAGCUGGGGUUAUCUGACGGACAAGAACUUCGAUAGUCACAUCCGCGACGUGGUAAACGAUGCUGCCACUUAUGUUCAUGUCAACCGAUUCUUCUCGUGGUUUCCGAAUAUUCUGCGCCUAAUUCCGGCACAAUUGAUGUGUUUUGUCCAGCCGGGAAAGGCGGUGGUGUUUGACAUACAGAAGGCCAUCUACAAGCAUUCCCUAGAGACUGGAACCGAGGCUCUAAAGGAUACAGAAAAGCUGCACCAGGGCAAUAUGUUCGAUCGUUUGAAUGACCCGAGCGUUCCAGCCGAGGAGCGUACCCUGCCGCGACUGCAGGAUGAGGGCAUGACGCUGCUGACGGCCGGCACAGAGACCACCAGUCGAGCAAUUACAGUAGCCGCUUAUCAUUUAUAUCGCGAGAAGGGGAUUGCUCGACGGUUGCGCUCGGAGCUGAAGAUGGCGCUCCCAUCAAUUACUAGCCGAGCGACCUGGACCGAGUUGGAGAAGCUUCCUUACCUGACUGGCGUCGUCAACGAAGCGCUCCGUCUCGCGUUUGGUCUCACGAUUCGACUGCCUCGCGUGGCACCAACAGAGGUGAUCCAGUAUGAGCAGUAUUCAAUUCCGCCGGGGACCCCCGUCAGCACCUCGUCAUACUUCAUACACCGAAGCCCUAGCAUCUUUCCCGAGCCCGAAGAAUUCAAGCCAGAGCGAUGGAUCUCCAACGGAGAAAUUGACCGACAUCUCACACGGUACAUCACCUCGUUCACCAAAGGCAGUAGGCAAUGUCUCGGUAUUAACUUGGCGUAUUCGGAACUCUACCUGGCGAUAGCCUACUUGGUGCGACGAUUCGAUCUCGAAUUACAUGACACGCCGCCGGAGAAUUUACGCAUCACGCGCGACAUGGGGGUGGGGUUCACUGACAAAUACGAGUUCAAGGUGAGCGCGAAAGUGGUUGGGAUGGUGCAUGAGUAA